This is a messenger RNA of Chenopodium quinoa (quinoa), 1056 nucleotides long. Its product is annotated as protein FAR1-RELATED SEQUENCE 5-like. The record is from RefSeq and is a predicted model, not a curated record. Bases 1 to 1056 code for a protein of 351 amino acids. NCBI's taxonomy places the organism in Eukaryota, Viridiplantae, Streptophyta, Magnoliopsida, Caryophyllales, Amaranthaceae. The transcript has 5 exons. Gene Ontology annotation, biological process: regulation of DNA-templated transcription.
AUGGUUUAUCAUUCCGAAUUUCGCCAUGAUUCUAAUGCUAGAUUUGUUGGUGAUGAUGAUGAUGAUGAUGAUAUCAACAAUGAAGGUGAAUUCGAGGAUAUCGUAAACGAAAAUGAAGGUUUUACCGAGGCAAGUGAAUCAGAAUUGUUUGACAGAAAAGUUAAGUUUGAUGAAAAGGCUUAUGAGUUGUAUAAUAGUUAUGCCUUUAAUCACGGUUUUGAUAUACGUAAGGGUAAGUUGAAUCGUAGAGAAGACAAAGUUACAAUUCGACAACGCUUUUUUGUAUGUUCUUUUGCUGGCUUUAAACAAGAGAAGAAACCUGGCGAAGAACCAAAAGUUUACCAAAAGAGGAAUUUUCGCACAGGUUGCAAGGCUCAUAUUCAAUUUGAUGUUGAUAAGAAUUCUGGUUUGUUUAUCGUGGUCAAUCACAUUAUGGAUCAUAAUCACAGUAAGGUUCCUGUUUCAAAGAGACAUUUGAUUAAGUCUCAUAGGAAGUUAAAGGAACAUUCUAUUUUUGUCAGUAAGGAACAAAUUGCCAUGCUUAGCAGUUUGACUGAGAGUAGUAUACAUGUUGCUGAUACAGUGCGCGUUUUAAAACAUCAAGCUGGUGGUGAGGAAAAUCUUAGUUUUCUUUGUAGGGAUGCAUAUGCUGCUUUAUCUGCCCAUAAGAAAAUGAAGUUUGAUGGAUGUGAUGCAAAGCAACUGCUUAGGUACUUUAAAGAUGGGAAAUGCAAUGAAUAUUAUGAUUUUGAUGUCGAUGAGAAAGAUACUAUUCAGGAAUUUGAGCAUUAUUGGUCAAGCAUGCUGAAUAAGUACAAAUGCGCAGAUAACAAAUGGCUUCAAAAUCUGUAUAAUAUUAGAGAGAUGUGGUGUCCUGCAUAUUCCAAAGAUUAUUUCAGUGAUGGUGUUAUGUCAUCUCUGAGAAGUGAAACCACAAACAAGUCAGUUUCUCGUAGACUUCAUGCUACUCAUGGUCUUUGUGAUUCUACACUACUUUUAUUGAGGUUGUUGAUGAGUGGAGGAGCAAAGAAGGUAGCAAUGAUUAUGAUAGUUUAA